Monodelphis domestica (gray short-tailed opossum) is the source of this 2168-nucleotide messenger RNA. It is a transcript of the gene EDN2, whose product is annotated as endothelin 2. Gene Ontology annotation, cellular component: extracellular region. Gene Ontology annotation, molecular function: endothelin B receptor binding; hormone activity. The record is from RefSeq and is a predicted model, not a curated record. NCBI's taxonomy places the organism in Eukaryota, Metazoa, Chordata, Mammalia, Didelphimorphia, Didelphidae. Gene Ontology annotation, biological process: intracellular calcium ion homeostasis; vein smooth muscle contraction; regulation of vasoconstriction.
GGGCGCUGAGAGUGACAGGUGGCUGCUGCCCGCCCAGCCUGCCCAGCUUGCCAGCCGCGCUCUGUCUGUCCAGAUCUCCCGCUCCCGGGCCCGCCAUGGUCACCCCUACAGCCCGCUGGUGUUCCGUGGCGCUCACCCUGCUCUUCGUUCUGCACGAAGGGAAGGGCCAUCUGCCUCCAGGAUCCCCGCCUGCCUCCGGAGCCAAAAGCAGCCACUUGCGCAUCAAGAGAUGUUCCUGCAACAGCUGGCUAGAUAAGGAAUGCGUCUACUUUUGCCACUUGGACAUCAUCUGGGUAAACACGCCAGGACAGACCACUCCUUACGGCCUGGGAAACCCGCCAAGGCGCCGCCGCCGAGCCCUGAGCAGGUGUGAGUGUGCCAGCUCCAGAGACCACACCUGUGCCACCUUCUGUCACCUGCCCCAGCCAAGGUACCUGGCCAAGCCAAAGAUGCCCUCCCACAGCGAGCCUUUGGUAGCCUCUCUUCUUCAGGACACAAAGGCAGGCGCAGGCAGCCGGCUCCUCAGGGCACUAAGGGAUAUCGCCACAUCCCGGGUGCCCGCUUUACUCGGUGGCAGCACAGGUCUCCUGGAGCCUCUGGACCCAACCUGCUGUCUCAGAGGAGGAAGCGAUAGAAAAAAAGAAAGAAAGGAAGCAAGCCCUCUGUCCAGAGCAGCAUUGGCCUGAAGGACCCCAGGCUCCCAAGGGCUUCCAAGCUCCUGGCCCAGGUGGAUGCACAGAGGAGGGGCAGCGUAUGGGCAUGUGGGAGCCUGGAGUCAGGUGCAGAGGAUGGAGACAGUGCCAGAUGCUGGACACCCUGGCACACCCCCCUUUCUACCAUGCUGCUGCUGCUGCUGGGACCAGUGGGGUCUCAUGGGGACCCUAGACCAUUUCACUCAUCCUGGGCACCUCUUAGAGGAGUCCAUGGUGGAUUGUGCCAAUUCAUGGGGUACACUUGGACAGUUCAGCCUGGAACCCCAAAGUCAGCCCACCCAAGGCCAGCCUGUGGCAGAAAGGGCCACCCUGGAGUGUUAUUUCUUCCCCCUGCUCUUCUUCCAACAUUGUUCAUCAACCCGGAUCCUUCUCUGCCUUGGAUUCCUUCCUUUAUUCCUUCAGGGGACCAUGUGAUAUAGUGGAAGGAGCAUGCAUUUGGAAUCAGAGGACCUUGGGUUCAAAUCCUGGCUCUGCUACUUCCUAACUGACUUUGGGCAAGUCCCAUUCCCUUCUUGGCAUUCAGUUUCUUCUUCUGAAACAUGAAGGAGGCCUGGACUAGAUAAUGUCCAAGUUCCCUUUCAGUUCUAGAUCUUCCAUCCUGUUGAAGCCCUGUUGUGUGUCUAAGGUCCCCUGUGCCAGGCUGGGCAGCGGGAGAUACAGACAGAGGCAUCAGUGUACAGCCCUCUCUGGUCAGAUCUGGCUUCUAUCCUGAAUGAUGGAGAGGGAGAGAGAGAGAGAGAGAGAGAGAGAGAGAGAGAGAGAGAGAGAGAGAGAGAGAGAGAGAGAGAGAGAGAGAGAGAGAGAGAGAGAGAGAGAGAGAGAGAGAGAGAGAGAGAGAGAGAGAGAGAGAGAGAGAGAGAGAGAGAGAAUCAUGAAUGAAUGAGUGAAUGGAUGGAUGGAUGGAUGGAUGGAUGGAUGGAUGGAUGGAUGGAUAGAGGCAUGGAAUCUGGGAGGUAACUGCAGCCUCAGGCCAGGAUGUGCCCAAUGCUCACCAGCAGCAGUCCCGGCUGCCCAUUCUGGUCCUCUUCACCCUUCAGCAGAGGUAGUCAGUCUCUGCACAGACUGAGUGGGAAGCCCAGAGCUGCCCUCUGAGACUCCCUUUAAAGAAAUGGAUCCCACAUUCCAUCUGCUCCAUCUGUGGGUUCAUUUCAAAAUUCAGAGGUGGCUGGUUCCAAAAGUCAACUCCCAGAGCCGGGAGACCUUUGUCGUCCAGGCUCAAGUCCAUCGUCAUCCAUCGGUCUCCUUAUUGGCACCUUUGCACAACUGUUUCUUCCUCCAAGACUCUGUUACCUUUUCCUUAAACGAAACCAAAGACUGGAAUGAGGUCACAAGUGCCUUAUCUCCCUUGGCCUGUACAUAAAUUAUUUGUGGUAGCACUGCGAUCAUUCCAAAUAUUUAUUAUUUUGUAAAUGACUGGAUUGUUUACAUGGAAACUCUGUUUGUAAUAAAUAGAAA